Insectozyma verbasci is the source of this 906-nucleotide messenger RNA. NCBI's taxonomy places the organism in Eukaryota, Fungi, Ascomycota, Pichiomycetes, Serinales, Debaryomycetaceae. The record is from the annotation of a GenBank genome assembly.
AUGAAUAGAAUACUAAGAAGAUCAUUACAUAGUAGUAGAGCAGUGUCUCAGAAGUUAACAUCCACUUCACAAUCAGAAAUGAAUCAUUUCAAUUCAUUAGCUUCUUCUUGGUGGGAUAUAAACGGUCCGCAAAGAAUACUCCACAAGAUGAAUUUAUUAAGAAUGGAUUUUAUUCAAGAUACAGUACGAAACAACCUAAAGUUAAAUACAACUAAAGAUGAAGAGAUAUAUGUGCCUGGUUAUAGUUUAGACAUAUUACCAGUUGGAAUAAAAGAAAGAAUAGUUCAAGAUCAAGAAUUUAAAAAAGAUCAAUUAUUAAGUGAAACUAAGUUCAACGUCCUUGAUGUUGGUUGUGGUGGUGGUAUUUUAUCAGAAACUAUAUCUCGAUUACCAUUUGUAAAUAAAGUAACUGGAAUUGAUUUAUCUGUUGAUGUUUUGGAGGCAGCUAAAUUACAUAUGGAAAAAGAUCCAAUUUUAGCUGAAAAAUUACAAUAUAAACUAUCUGCAAUAGAAGACUUACCUAAAACUGAUAAGUUUGAUAUAAUUACCAUGUUUGAAGUUUUGGAACACGUAGAUUAUCCAUCUAAGGUGUUAUUGGAAGGGUUGAAAAGAUUGGAAAAUGGUGGUUGGUUAUUUUUAAGUACUAUUAAUAGAGAUUUAAUUUCUUGGUUUACUACUAUAUUCAUGGGUGAACAUAUUUUAAAAAUUGUCCCAAUUGGAACUCAUACUUUAGAAAAGUACAUAAAUCAAAUUGAAAUUAAAAAUUGGUUAGAAAAAGAACCAGAAAGAAAGAGUAAUUAUAAGGUUGUUGAUACUAAAGGUUGUAUUUAUAUACCUGCUUACGGUUGGAAAUUUACAAAUUGUCCAGAUAUAGGGAACUAUUUCAUGGCUAUACGAAAAAUGUAA